GAGAAAGAAAGAGGUAUAUUCUAACAAACUUAUUCAUCGAUGCAAUAAGUGAUAGUGAGUGCAGUAUUUCCCUAUUGCGCUUGUAGUUCAUAUUUUGUCCAUACUUGUCGCUGAGGUCAUAUUGCUCUACGAGCGAGAGCUAGAGAACAGCCUUAAAUGAUGUUUGUGUAUAGCUCAAUGUUUAUUAUAUUUGGAUUAUUUUUCAUGCUUUUUUGUGACACAUCUUUAGCAAAAUGUAAUCCAAUCAGCUUUUGUACUUGCGUCGUUCCUAGUAAUGAAGUUAAGAAAUUAAUUAACCUUAUAGAUAAAGGAAUAUUAGACAAGAAAGUGUCUCAUACAUUGUAUAUCGAUUUUUGUGCAAAUGUACCAGUAAAAACUAACGAUGAAUUCCAGUGUACUAAACAAAAUGGAUCGUUCUGUGCUACUACAUCUUACACAACAAAAUUUACUGACUUAGGAAUUGUGAAUCAGUCAAAUAUAGAUUUGGUAUUAGGAUACAAUGAUAUAACAAUAUCUAUUAUUAAUCCAAAUUUAACUGUUAAUGUAACAACAACCGUUAAUUGUUGCACAGGAUGUACCACACAAUUUGUUUCCGAUAAUAUUAUCUAUCACGUUCCACCAUCAGGGACAAUAAAUCCAUGUAAAAAAAAAACGUCUACUGGCACCAUUUCUAUGGGAUCUACUUUAGUAAUUCUAUUAUUUGUGUUCAGUGGAUUAUAUUUUAUCGGUGGUGCGAUAGCAUUAAAAUUGUUAAGAGGUGCAACCGGUUGGGAAAUGUUACCAAAUCAUGAGUUCUGGUGUGAUCUUCCAUCGCUUAUUCGAGAUGGCAUUACUUUCACAUUUAACUGCUGUAGAGCAGAUAGUUACGAAAGAAUAUAAAUCUCUAAGGCAAUUCUAUUUAUAUUAUUUUUUUAUACUAUAUCUAAUGUGUACAAACUUGGCCCUACUUUAUACAUCUUUAAAUAGUGUGUUUAUAAAUAACCAAAAUGUUAAAUCUUUCUCUAGAUUUUUAAAUUGUGACAUAUCUGUGCUAUGACAUUUGAUAAUGGAGAUAAAAGUUAUUUAAUAUAGCAUAUACAGUUGCUUGUUACUAAUGUAAUUUAUAAUCUGAAAAUUUUACUAUUUUGUGAACAUUAAUUAUUUUACAUAUUUUUUACAGUAUACAAGCAUAUAUACAUGCAUCUAUAAUCAUACACAACAUACACACACACACACGCACACACGCAUAUAUAUAUAUGUUUAUACCUAUAUAUAUAUAUAUAUGCACACAUAUAUAUAGACACAUAUAUUUUAUUAUUUUUGCCUACAUAUAUUAUCGUGUACAUACUAUAAAUGAGAGAAUGUGAUAUUUGUUAUGGAUUUAACGUAUAAAUGCUAGUAUAUAUUAUAACAUUAAGAUACAAACAUAAAUCUCAAUUAAGUUUCUUUAAGCAAAAGACAAUGUAAGAAGAAUAAAGAGUAAUAAUAAGAUACCAAAAA
Vespa crabro (European hornet) is the source of this 1479-nucleotide messenger RNA. RefSeq lists its product as uncharacterized. NCBI's taxonomy places the organism in Eukaryota, Metazoa, Arthropoda, Insecta, Hymenoptera, Vespidae. Bases 157 to 879 code for a protein of 240 amino acids. Gene Ontology annotation, cellular component: trans-Golgi network. The transcript is spliced from 5 exons. The record is from RefSeq and is a predicted model, not a curated record.